Messenger RNA from Scomber scombrus (Atlantic mackerel), 798 nucleotides. RefSeq names its product endonuclease domain-containing 1 protein-like. The coding region runs from base 1 to 798 and encodes 265 amino acids. The record is from RefSeq and is a predicted model, not a curated record. Gene Ontology annotation, molecular function: metal ion binding; hydrolase activity; nucleic acid binding. NCBI's taxonomy places the organism in Eukaryota, Metazoa, Chordata, Actinopteri, Scombriformes, Scombridae. The transcript is spliced from 6 exons.
AUGACGCACUCCAAUGUUGUGGAACGAUUUGAGGAUGUGCCAGAAUGUAUGAAGUAUUUCUAUAAAGAGAAGGUGCCAGACUGGGGGGCUUCUACACCUGGUACUGCCCGUAUCUGCCAGCGCUUCGUCAACAGGUACCACUUUGCCACGCUGUAUGACACAAACUACCGUAUUGCUGUCUAUGCCUCUUAUCAAUUCCAGCCCAGCAAUGGAGGCGGCAGGGAGAAAAGAUGGUUUGUAGAGCCUCAGCUUGUAAACGAGUCCUGGCAAUCUGAAAUGAAGGAUGGCUACUGGCUGGAUAAGGACUACCCUGAGGUCUACCAAGGAGAGAGACAGGCUCUGAAUGACGACUACAAAUACUCUGGCUUUGACCGUGGUCACCUCAACCCCAACGGACACCAUGCAGUCCCUAGCCGCAAUGCCACUUUCACUCUGACCAAUGUGGUUCCUCAGAACCCCAAACUGAACCAGAAUGCCUGGAGGAUCCACGAGACCCAGCUAACCGACCUUUUCAAUACAAAGUGCUCUAAGGCGUAUGUUCUGGUUGGUGCUAUCCCCUCUGCAGACAACUGGAUUGUCAAGAACAAUGUCAAGCGUGUCAACAUCCCUGACUACCUGUGGAACGCCUACUGCUGUGUGGACAACAAUGAAAGACCCAUUCAGAGUGGCGCUGCCACAGCGAGAAACACAGAGGACAACUGGGUGGAGAAGCUCACUUUGGAUGAACUGGGAGAAUUCCUGCAGCAGUUCUCCGAUCAACCAGUAGGGGAACUGUUUUACAACAACUGCAGGGUGUAA